Messenger RNA from Drosophila busckii, 514 nucleotides. RefSeq names its product 39S ribosomal protein L33, mitochondrial. The record is from RefSeq and is a predicted model, not a curated record. Bases 160 to 357 code for a protein of 65 amino acids. NCBI's taxonomy places the organism in Eukaryota, Metazoa, Arthropoda, Insecta, Diptera, Drosophilidae. Gene Ontology annotation, biological process: translation. The transcript is spliced from 3 exons. Gene Ontology annotation, cellular component: mitochondrion.
AACAAGCUGCAUUUUAAAUUAAGCGCCCAGUGCUGCGACUAUCGAUAACAUUGCUAUCAAGCGCAUUAGCUGUCAGCCAUGAGCACAUAUCAGCUGGCACUUGCACAACAAAUUUUUGGCCGUAUUUAUUUAACUCCAUCUUGACAUCAAUAACUUAAAAUGCGUUUAACUAGUGUGUUGUUGAAGAAAGUCAGAAGCAAGCGUAUUAUGGUGGUGCUUGAGAGCGCAGUGAGUGGCCAUCAGUUCAAUGCGUUCCGGGAGCGACUGGCGGACAAAAUCGAAGUAAUACGUUUUGAUCCUUAUAUUCAGAGAGAAAGUCUAUAUCGCGAGCGCAAGAAGAUUCGCAGCGCGGCUUGAAUCAAACGUUACGUUGAUCAGACUUAUCAUAAUUUGUUAACAAUAGAUUCCUUGCAUUGGUUUUUUUUAUAAAUAAUACAUAGCUAAGUCACAUACAAGUGUCUCUAUAUAUACAAAAAGUGCUAGAGCUUAAAGUAAAUAACACAACUUUUGAGCA